AUGUGCGUCAAGAACCCACUUACCAAGCAAACCAAAAAUGGUAGUUGUGGCCAUGAGCACUUUCAACUGCUGUUACACCUUGCUCUGUGUAAUAUCCGCUCCUGCGUACUCAACUACCAGUUCACAGAAAUAUGGGCUCCGUUGGACUCGCAAACACCAAUGUCUUCAUCGGCUUUAAAUUCGACUGUUUCUUUUAACGAGGCAUAUACAGCAUCCGUUCCAUCAUUAGCGACUAAUAUCCCAAUGGCAACAAUGUACUGUCCAGAAUCAUUGGCAUCAACCUAUCCGUUGCCACGAAAAAAUCCAGUCAUCAACAAAUUAACAAUUAAAAUUCCCAAAGCAAAGUUACAGUCUGAUCAAAUGGUUACUAAUUUAGACGACCAGCAUUUACAGCUGCUAUCUGGCAGCACCAUAGCUUCCGAUGAUACAUAUAUGCCAUUUGAUACCGAUAUAGAAAUGCAAAGUAUACACGCAACUCCAACUCUUCCCAACCCAAUGACCAUGCCUCUUAUCUCACCUACAUCAACCGAUUCCAUCCAAACCCCAACUGGAAUGAUGCCAUCGGUAUUUUCUUUUAGUCCUUCAUCGUUGCUCACUACACAACGAUCGCGUAAGGAAUUGUUGAGUCGACUGCAACGACGAUAUCGUGUGCUUGACUUGUAUCGUGGAAGUAUUAUUGCAAAUGGCGAGAUCAGCAUGUCGUUGGAUUCACCUAGUGGUAGUAUUUUAUCCGCCGGAGCCUUUCCUGCGGCUGCCAUGAAGAUCAAUCUCGCUAGAAUAGAGAGGUUUGAUCCUGUAUUAAAUCUCAAGUACUUUUAUUUAUAUCUUGACUAUGCCGUACACGAUCCUGAAGAGGAGACACCACGGCACCAACUUGCACAAUUUGCUGGCAUUUCUGAGCACGAAACUAUCAAAGAGUUGAAUAUCUCAUUAAUACCUUGCAUUCGGUUUCCCAUUCUUCAAACAUUAUUUGCUAGAUCCAAUCACUCUGUCGAGUUUUAUCUAUUGCGCGUUGAUUUGGACAUGUUUCUUCUUCAUCACGGCGAAUUUAAAAAUAUUUUAAUCUUUGAAUCAAAGCGUACCAUGCAAAUUGAAUGCACAACAAGUGUAUACUCUUUUGGAAAACGUAUAUUGGAAACUAUCCAACCACAAACGCCUGAGCUAUCACCUGUCUCAACAUGGCUGUACCAAUUUGACUAUGUAAAGGAGUUUUUUACAGCGUUUUUAAAUGGAUUUCAAUUUUUAGAAGGUGAAGAGGAGGCUCGAAUGGCGAUUGAGAACCUGAGUAUUAUGCAGACGUUUGAAGAGGUUGAUGUCGAUACAACCCAUCGCAGUCUGAUAUCGUGUAUUUCAUACGAAUUUCAAUGUGGUGGAAGUGGUAACGUGGAGAUGUUUCGACUUCAAGGAGAAUAG
This is a messenger RNA of Batrachochytrium dendrobatidis JAM81, 1413 nucleotides long. RefSeq lists its product as uncharacterized. The transcript is spliced from 7 exons. NCBI's taxonomy places the organism in Eukaryota, Fungi, Chytridiomycota, Chytridiomycetes, Rhizophydiales. The record is from RefSeq and is a predicted model, not a curated record. The coding region runs from base 1 to 1413 and encodes 470 amino acids.